Messenger RNA from Arvicanthis niloticus (Nile rat), 1380 nucleotides. It is a transcript of the gene Esm1, whose product is annotated as endothelial cell specific molecule 1. Gene Ontology annotation, biological process: positive regulation of hepatocyte growth factor receptor signaling pathway; angiogenesis. Gene Ontology annotation, molecular function: hepatocyte growth factor receptor binding; integrin binding. NCBI's taxonomy places the organism in Eukaryota, Metazoa, Chordata, Mammalia, Rodentia, Muridae. The record is from RefSeq and is a predicted model, not a curated record. Gene Ontology annotation, cellular component: extracellular region.
UUGAGGAAAUUGAUGACGGGGAAGCAUGCGGGCAACACAGUGUAUAAAACUCAUAAACGUGUAGGCAGGAGCUCAGCUACUACUUUGGACGGCUGCUUCCCGCCAGCAAAGACCACGAAGACACCAGGGAGCUGAGCAGGAGCCAGCUGCGAGACAUGAAGAGCCUCUUGCUGCUGACCACACUCCUGGUACCUCUGCACCUGGGCAUGGCCUGGAGCGCCAAGUAUGCGGUGGAUUGCCCGGAGCAUUGUGACAAUACUGAGUGCAGAAGCAGCCUGCGUUGCAAGAGGACAGUGCUGGAUGACUGUGGCUGCUGCCAGGUGUGCGCCGCGGGGCCUGGAGAAACCUGCUAUCGUACAGUGUCAGGCAUGGACGGGGUCAAGUGUGGUCCGGGGCUGAAGUGUCACUUUUACAGCGAGGAGGAUGAUUUUGGUGACGAGUUUGGUAUCUGCAAAGACUGUCCCUAUGGCACAUUUGGGAUGGAAUGCAAAGAGACUUGCAAUUGCCAGUCGGGCAUCUGUGACAGGGUGACUGGGAGAUGUCUGGACUUUCCCUUCUUCCAGUAUGAAGCAGCCAAGUCACCCAGCAGGACCUCUGCCUCCCACACAGAGCGUGAUGCGGCAUCUGGAGAUGGCAACGCUGUGAGAGAAGAGGUUGGAGAAGGGCACGCUGCCCGGCCCUCUGUGAUGAAGUGGUUGAAUCCACGCUGAUCCUGGCUGAAUUUGCUAAGAAAAGGCUCCACUUUAGUGACCAACAUUCAGCCAGCAUUUUAAAAACCGUCUAGAACAUAGACUGUGGAUAUGUAAUUUAUGGAGAUCAAGUGUGAUUCAGCAAAAAAAAAAAAAAAAAAUGUAGGCUAUAUACAACCCAUAAAACACAUAUGACUGAACACUUUUAGAGAUUUGUUAAAUAUUUAAAUUCAUAUAGAUCUGUUAAGUGUAUGUGUGCAUGUGUGUGUGUGCAUGUGUGUGUGCAUGUGUGUGUGAGUGUGUGUGCGUGCUUGUGUGGUAUCACCAAAGAACUUGAUAGGCAAUUGAGAUGGUCUUACUGUCAACAAGUAAUCCAAUCAAAGCUGAAGGAACUGUGGGUUCGUUUGACUUGAGUGCACAUUCUUAUUGAGAUACAGGUUGAAGAAGAGUUAGGAGUAAGAGACACUGGGGGUGGUAGUGAAAGUGGGGUUUAUAAUAUUUAGCUCUUCCUCGUAGUAGCUUAAAAUUUAUUAUUUUGUUUUAAUUGGAGGAAAUAAAACAAGACCAGAAAAUCCUUGAAGGAAGUGAGAUAUUGGAAGCUCAUGGGUGAGCUAAACAACUGCUCUGAAUGGAAAUGCUAUUAUUACAGCUAUCUGAUGGGAGUAGGGGCAGGUAGGGGAGGUGAACAUAC